AUGAAGCUACACGCCGUCCUCGCGUUAGGUGCGGCCAUCCAGUCUACGUCCGCGGCUGCAGUGCCCUACGACGGUCAAGUUCCUUUGGCUGAACGCCCAUCAAAUAGCAAACCCUCACUGCCACAGGCCGAGAAAUUUCUCAUCGAACUGGCACCGUACGAUACACGUUGGGUAACCGAGGAAGAGAAGUGGGAAUUGAAACUUGAUGGAGUGAACUUCUUGGAUAUCACCGACGAGAACAAGUCCAACUUCUACCCCAAAUUCUUCCGAAGCAACGCCGUGCAAUAUCCCACCAAGCUGGUUCACAAUGACACUAUCAACUCGUUGGCCAAAAAUCUAGAUAAGCAGAACAUGCAUCGCAAUCUGGAAAAAUUCACUUCUUUCCAUACGAGAUAUUACAAGUCAGAAUAUGGUGUCGAGUCCGCAACCUGGCUGUACAACCAAGUGAACGAAAUUGUCCAGAAAUCCGGCGCUGCAUCUUAUGGCGCAACGGUGGAGAAAUUCGCGCAUCAAUGGGGACAGUUCAGCAUCAUUGCGCGCAUCCCCGGACAUACAAAUAAGACUGUUGUUCUUGGCGGGCAUCAGGAUAGCAUUAACCUCUUCUUGCCAUCUAUCCUUGCCGCUCCCGGUGCCGAUGACGAUGGAAGCGGAACUGUGACGAUCUUGGAAGUCCUGCGUACGCUACUUCUUUCGGAGGAUAUCGCUACUGGCAAGGCCGCCAACACAAUCGAAUUUCAUUGGUACUCCGCAGAAGAGGGUGGUCUGCUCGGCUCUCAGGCUAUCUUUGCCAAUUACCGACAGAAUGAUCGCGAUAUCAAAGCUAUGUUGCAGCAGGACAUGACUGGUUAUGUGCAAGGCACACUCGAUGCCGGCCACGAGGAGUCUGUUGGUGUUAUUGUAGACUUUGUUGACACGCCAUUGACCCAAUUUAUCAAAGAUGUUAUUACCGAGUACUGCGACAUCCCCUUUGUCGAGACAAAAUGCGGUUAUGCCUGCUCUGACCACGCAUCGGCCAGUCGUUACGGCUAUCCUUCAGCUUUUGUUAUCGAAUCCGAGUUCCAAUACAGCGAUAAGCACAUCCAUUCGACGGACGACUUGAUCAAGUACUUGAGCUUCGAUCAUAUGAUCCAACAUGCCAAGAUGAGCCUGGCUUUUGCUUAUGAACUUGCAUUUGCGCCUCUAUAA
Messenger RNA from Talaromyces atroroseus, 1185 nucleotides. RefSeq names its product Leucine aminopeptidase 1. Gene Ontology annotation, molecular function: metalloexopeptidase activity. The transcript is spliced from 3 exons. The record is from RefSeq and is a predicted model, not a curated record. Lineage: Eukaryota; Fungi; Ascomycota; Eurotiomycetes; Eurotiales; Trichocomaceae. Gene Ontology annotation, biological process: proteolysis. Bases 1 to 1185 code for a protein of 394 amino acids.